Colletotrichum destructivum is the source of this 1035-nucleotide messenger RNA. Its product is annotated as Putative protein kinase. Gene Ontology annotation, biological process: protein phosphorylation. The record is from RefSeq and is a predicted model, not a curated record. Gene Ontology annotation, molecular function: protein kinase activity; ATP binding. The coding region runs from base 1 to 1035 and encodes 344 amino acids. The transcript has a single exon. NCBI's taxonomy places the organism in Eukaryota, Fungi, Ascomycota, Sordariomycetes, Glomerellales, Glomerellaceae.
AUGGAGAAGCCGCCACACUACGAUAUCGCUCUCUGGCAGGUAUAUAAAACUGAAUAUGAGUGCGAUCUCAUCAUACGAACCACCAACGGACAAGCCUUCUACUGCACCAUCUUUCCGUCGCACUUUGAACGAUCACCCAAGCUCACGGAGCAGUGUCACAAGUGUCUAGGUGUUCUGCGAUCUGGGGACGAAGAGCAGGACGACUUUUAUGUCGAAGAUGCGUGCGAAUGGCUGUUAAAGCUGUUCGGGCCUCUCAUCGCCCAGCUGGCGCCGUCUCCUUCGCCGGUUCCCAAGGAUGGACGGCCCACUCUCUUCCAUUAUCUUUUUCCGUCGUAUUUCGUUUGCCAUAUCGAUGCAACCAACGAGGUACCGCGACCGUACCAAGUAAAUACUCAGGAACACGGCUGGUCCGGGCCGAUUGUGGUUGCUGAUGACGAACUCCUCACAGGCCUCCACAAGUGGACUCAGUCGUACCUUCCGUCCGAUGUCGAGAUCAUCUACGACUCCCCAGAAAAAGUACUAAUAAGACGACCGACCAAGGUCCUUGUCGAUGAAGGAAACGGCGGCAAGGUCACGUGCUACUUCAAACCAUUUGGACUCUCAUUCGGCCCAGCGCAUGCGAGGAAGGAACUAAAAACACUAAAAGCAAUUGCCAUGGCUCAGAUAUCUCCUGCCCCGGCAACAUGGAUCUGUCGCCUAAGGGGAGUUUUCCGAGACGGAAAAGAUAUGAUGGGCAUGCUUUUUACCUGGAUCGAUGCCAAAGAAGUGUUGUCGAGAGCGAGAGCCGAGCAGAGCUCGCCGGGCCUGAGAAGACGCUGGACAGCGCAGAUCAGCACGUCUCUGGAGGAGCUGCACGGCAAAGACAUCGUAUGGGGCGAUGCCAAAGCCGAGAAUGUGCUGAUUGACAGAGACGACAAUGCGUGGGUUGUCGACUUUGGGGGCAGCUACACCGUCGGGUGGGUUGACAAGGAGCAGGCCGGAACGCUGGCGGGCGAUGCGCAGGGUCUUGCAAAGAUACUCGAUAUCCUCAAGUAG